AUGGUGGGAGUCCCAGAAGAGAUCCUAGAUUGGAUGAGACGGAGAUACUCUGGACGGAAAACACAACUAUCCUUCGACGACUACAUCUCACAACCAUUCGCUGUCCCCGGGGGCAAAGACCAAGGAGAUCCAUUCGCGGCAGUUGGUUACACCCUCUAUGCCGCAGGAUUGCUAACAACAUUCAAAACACUUAACAAAGAAGAGGGAUUUGGAUUUAUGGACGACGUUGCUGCCAUGAAAUGGGGUAGAGACAUAAACCAACUACAUGCGGAGAUCGGGCAGAUGAUGAAUAAGGUGAACGGUCCGUUGGAAUGGGCAGCCUCUCACAACUGCCAAUUUGGUGUACCGAAGUUC
This is a messenger RNA of Lentinula edodes (shiitake mushroom), 354 nucleotides long. RefSeq lists its product as uncharacterized. The annotation marks the transcript as partial. The transcript has a single exon. The record is from RefSeq and is a predicted model, not a curated record. NCBI's taxonomy places the organism in Eukaryota, Fungi, Basidiomycota, Agaricomycetes, Agaricales, Omphalotaceae.